CGGUCCCGUGCCAGUUCAGUUUCUCUUUUGUAUUGUAUCCUCUCCUCUCCCUUCAGCCGGCUAGGGCGUCGUGAUGACAUUUGACCAAGGGAUAGUACACACAAGCCAGGCUUUCAGGCUGAAACGGUCAGCGAUCUUAUGUGAUUAACGUCGAGAAGGCAACAACAGGCGAAUGAAGAGAUCGGAGCUACAUGGAUGUACCGGAUUCCCACUGAGGAUCAGUCGCCGCACCGUCGCGGCAUCAACAUGGCUGAUCUCCGCGAAGGCCUGUUGAGACUGCAAGUCGAGUCGCAUGGCGCCCGCGAACGCAAAUCCUUCUACCCACCCCACCAUGUGAGGGCGUUCCUUACCCUUGACCGAAUCCGCACGCACAUUACCACGUCGAUCCCGUCGCUGUCAGGCGGGACGCUUGACGUCCGCCGUUUCUCGUCGCUGAUUCGCGACUCUUCCUUGCUCAUCUACGCAGUCCUGUUAUUGAUCGGGCAUGAAAAGUAUAUUGCGGAGUUUCUGUAUCGCCGAGAAACGGAUUCGCGGCUACCAUAUACAGUUGAAGGGUUGUAUUUCUUGCCUGACGUAGUGGCGCGGGAAUUUGUCGCUCGGCAGUGGGAGGUGCGGCCUGUUUGUUUGAACAAGGGGGAGAUCCAUAGGGAAAUUGGGCCCCGUGAGGUGCUGCCGUUGUUGGAUGACGUGGAGGCUGUUGAGGGUGGCUUUGGGAAGGUGUUCAAGGUUAAGCUGGAGCCGACCUGCCAGAAUCUUGUUGCCCACGGUGAGGUUUGUGUGCUCACCUCUCUCCCACCGAGUUCGGAGCAAAGGGGAGGUUGGAAGAUGUGGACUGAUAUGGACGCAGGAAACCAUUAUUGCUCGCAAGGAGAUCCAAGAGAAGCAGCACGGCGACACCGACGAGCGUUUUGUCCUCGAAGCGUUGGCGGCUUUGCAGCAUCCCAACUUGGUCCCUUUCCUGGGCUCCUACGCGCAGUACGGUGUGGAAAACUUUCUGUUCACUUACGUGCCGAUGAAUCUUGCUCAGCUUUUUCAGGAGGACCGUGAAUUGCCUGCUCACAGUAUCUACCUUGGAAUGUGCGGCAUCGCCGAUGCUCUAGCCCAGAUUCACCACUUCUCUGUCUCGGACGGGCGUGUUGAGUUCAACAGGAUUGGAUACCAUCAUGAUUUGAGACCUCCGAACAUCCUUGUGCAAGGGGAUGCUUUUCUCAUUGCUGACUUUGGACUUUCGCGGCUGAAGCGUGAUGAUCGAGACUCGAAAACGAGGCUGAGAGGCGGUCACGACGACUACCUGGGCCCAGAGGCUUUCGAUAUGGUUGACAUGACUAACGGUAGGGUUGGCCGCGCUCUAGAUAUAUGGAGCCUUGGGUGUAUUCUUGCGGAAGUGGCGACCUUCAUCGAAAGCAGGAGCGUCGCAAGAUUUCGUGAACUGCGGGAAGCAACCUAUGGCACUGAAUUCCGAAUUACUGAUUCUGCCUUCCACCUGGAUGGUAAGGUCAGACCUGCGGUCUUGACUUGGCUGGACGACCUUUUACAUGUAUCAUGCGAUAAAGAACUGCCGAAACUCCUCGGACUGAUAUAUCAGAUGCUCGAGCCGAACCCGUACCGUCGAAUACCUAUUGCGGUCGUUAGUAAAUCCCUCGCUUUGACGGCGAUCGAUUCGCAAGUACGAGCAAUUGACAAGGCGUAUUUGUCACUGAUGGAACCGAGAUUCCAUCGGAACAAUCUCGAUGGAUUUACAGCUCGCUUGUGCUUGGAGCACAAGAGAUUCAGGUCGUGGGAGCUUGCAUUCCGAAGCCAGCACGAGGACGAGCGGCUUGAACGUCGCAUGGCGCUAUUUUCCGGCCUCACAGAGAUGUUGAAUGUGUUGUCCUGCAAUAACCUCACCCACACUAACGACGACAGCCUAACGAAGAGUGAGGAAGCCAUCAUGAGCAGAAUAUGGGCCGCCUUCGAUUCUCUCUCCGCCUGCCUGUCCGGCGAAAAGCACCGGCAAAUGCUGGAAAACUGGACUCGAAUGGUUUGCGAGGAGAAGAAUCCCGGCCUGCUCGAAGCAAUUUACUCUGUCACGACAGUCAGUCGCUAUCGAGUUGUAGGUGCCAGUGUCGCCAUGAGAUACAUGUCUCGACUCCUAACAGACUCGAUUUCGCUCGGCAAGCGCACCCGCUACGUCGAAUCGGGCUGUAUUGAGAUUGACAGUGGAUGGCCUACAGACUUUGGGGGAUCCCAAGAGCGUCACCUGAUCAGGGACGAAAGCAAGGCGUUGGGCUACUUGCACGACGACGCCACAACCGCCACGAGAGUCAUGAUUGAAUGGCUUGAGUACGACACUCGAUGGCGGGAGAAGCACGGCGAGCAAUUGUUGGCCACCAUGGAAGCGCUGACGAAUCUGCUUGACCCCUACGUGACGCCCCGAGAAGGUGCUGUGGACACACGUGUUGUGUCCUGCUGCGGCUUUUUCCAUGAGCGGCACAACUUUCGUUUCGGCUUCCUCUACCCGCUCAAAGCCUUCACGACGAUAGCGGAUGCUAAGAUGUUCUCGCUAAACAAUGUCAUCAGGAUGACGGACCCCAACAAGUCGAUACUAGAAUUCCCGCUCCGUCCUGACUUGGGCUCCAUCUUCACCCUUGCAGCCGGUCUCGCCUCCUGCCUACACGCUCUUCAUAUUGCAGGCUGGCUGCACAAGAGCAUCUCAUCGCACAACCUGCUCGUAUUUGCACCAUCCCCGUCCCGAGUGCACGAACACGUCGCCUCUGCCGUCCUCGCUGGCUUCCACGACAGCCGACCCGAAGCAUCCAGCUACACCGUUGGUCCGCGCGAUGAGCUUAUACGCUACCGCCACCCAGCCUACAUUCGCGGCGAGCCUUUUCGCAAGUCAUUUGACUACUUUGGACUCGGGCUAGUGCUGUUGGAGCUGGGCCUGUGGCUGCCGGUAUCAGAGCUACGAGAGGACCACAAAGAGGUCGAAUCCGACGAGGAUUUCCGUUGCAAGCUGUUGCAAUCGUAUGUGCCACAGCUCAGCGAGAACGUGGGUUCUGUCUACCGCGAUGCGGUUUUGUUCUGUCUGGAUGCAGAACGGCUAAUGGCGGAUAACCUAAAGACGCUUGGAGAUGCGUUAGACGGACACGGACAGGACCUAUUCUGGAGCAGAGUCGUGGAGCCGUUGUCGCGUUGCUAUGCGUGAUUUCACACCAUACCACAUUCAGGCUUCGUUACAGAGAUAGCUUCCCUACCAAACGAAAGGAGCCGAAUCCUCCACAUGAAUAUGCAAUCAAUAAGCCCG
This is a messenger RNA of Exophiala xenobiotica, 3283 nucleotides long. RefSeq lists its product as hypothetical. The coding region runs from base 683 to 3184 and encodes 833 amino acids. Gene Ontology annotation, molecular function: protein kinase activity; ATP binding. The record is from RefSeq and is a predicted model, not a curated record. NCBI's taxonomy places the organism in Eukaryota, Fungi, Ascomycota, Eurotiomycetes, Chaetothyriales, Herpotrichiellaceae. Gene Ontology annotation, biological process: protein phosphorylation. The transcript is spliced from 2 exons.